AUGUGCACGAAUUGGUUUCUGCCAAGAAUUGGGUCUACAUCGUGGGUCUACAAGAUAGUAAGAAACAUUUUUAUUUUAUUUUGUUGCUUUAGGAGAAGAAUGACCGGCCCCAUCAAACGCCGCGGCUACGUCUGUCUUAGCCGUUCAACCCCGCACAGCAGGUCCCAGGAACUCCCCAGCAGAUCCAGGACCUCCCCGGCAGUUCCAGGGCCAUGUCUCCACACGGACUUGCAGUAUUGUCCAUAACACCGUGAUUUCAAUGCCGUAUUCUCUGUUGUUUCAUCCCUGGCCAUAUCAUAUUUAAUAGAGAUGUUGUUAGUCUUUCUAUUGGCCUUAUGUUAAGCUUUAUUAUUGUUUACCUGUGUGUUCCCAAGAGGCAUUUUUAUUUAUUUAGUUGUGAAUUGGUAGCAAGAAUUAUUUUAUACCGAUUUAAAUGUAAAAUAUCUCUAUUUCCUCUCUUACGCCUUGUUAUUUUUUGGAUUAUUUGUUUUAAUAAAUUGUUAUUGUCAAGAAAAAUGUAUGGGAGUUGUGAAUAGUGCUUUAUACACUCGAAAUAUAUUCAAAACGGCAAACCGGAGCGCUAGAAAAAAAAAUUCCGCCGGAGUGGGCGGAGUCAAUUUGGGAGGUCGCAAAUCCACGGAUUUGCUACCUCCCAAUUCCGUGCCGUCGCAAAAACGCCGUUUUGCUACCUUCUCUCUCGCGGAGGAAGCGAAAACGCCGAUUCGCGACAGAUUUUUUUCGGAGGUCGCGAAAAGAAGGAUUCGCUACCGAGACCACGUUGCAAAUAGAUCAUUUCGCUACUUUUUGAAAUUGGUAGCGAAUCCAGCAAACAUUCUCGAGCUCGAGAAAAAAUUCUUAUUCCUUCGCUCUUAUAUCUUUUUUUUAAUAAGUCCAAAAUAAAAAAUUCUUUUUGCUUUCGAUUAGUAACAACAUUUUUAAGAUUUUUGUGACAAAAAACAUCAAAAUCAAAAAAAUUUAUUUUUUUGGCAUUUUUUGACCAAAAAAUAAAAUUCAAGAUUUUGAUGUCUUUUUUUCACGAAAGCCUUAAAAAUGUUGUUACUAAUCGAAAGCAAAAAGAAUUUUUUAUUUUGGACUUAUUAAAAAAAAGAUAUGACACGAUUUGUAAAAUUUGCUGAAAUUUGAAUUUUUGGGAUAGCGUUUUAACGCUUUGCCAAAAAUGGGGUUUUUUUUGUUUUUUGAUAGAAUAUAACGUAUUUUAUCAAAAUAUUUUCAAAAAUGGAUAAAGCCGCAAAACAAUAUGUAAAAAAAUUGGUUUAAAAUAUACUAAUAUGUUUAGGGUACUUUCGUGGUAACUUAUGGUAACGUUUGAUAACUUUCAUAAGAAUAGCACAUAUACAGAAAAACUCCUCUUAAAAUUUACUACUAUAUACCUUUUUCCAUUUUUGAAUUGAGCUAUCCUAUAAAAAAAUACGAAUAAAUUAAAAAAUCCGCAAUUCCUUUUGCAUCAACCUAUACGAUCUGGUAGCCACCGAUUUUUCUUACCCUGCCCAUCGCCUCCGAGGAAAGCCUUACCAGCUGGGCCAUUUUACCUCGCAUGACCCUCGGGUGUUUGCUGACAUUAAACUAGAAUAUUCUUAUUUUGGUCAAUGUAAGAUGUCAUUCAGAAAUUUCCAGGUUUUUAGAUGAUGCUCACAUUUUCCAUAUCAAAACCAAAAAGCUGACUAUGUACUUGGAUAACUUUAUUUUGUACGAGUAAGUUGGCUAGUAGUGGUGCCGUAUAGUGCGGACUUUUUGUCGCUGGUCGCACUUAAAAUGCGGAGAAAAAUCGCUGCGAGACGAGUAUGUGUUAUGAAAUGUCAAUUUUUAGCCUACCACCAAUGCCUCAUCUUGUAGAGUUAGAGUGUGAAUUUGGAACAGUCGGACUUAUGAUAAACAACGGAGCUCUUGAAUUUUACGGAGAAAUCAUUCAAAGACUGUUUGCAGCGGCGCCUAGUCUAAAUAGAAUUAUGUUGGAAUGCGGGGCUAGCGUUUUAGGGACCUUUACGGUAUGUAAACCGUACUGUAGAGAAGACGUCUUUUUUAGGAGCUCAGUGAAGACAGAGUAGCCGAUUUUUUCCGGGUAUUGGAGUCAACGCUGGACCUCUUUUCAAAACAUUUCGAAAAAAUGGAUGUCAAACUCGAUUUCGGUGUGAACCUCCCACAUUCGCUGUUGGUAAAUUGAUUUCUUGAUUUUAUUUGUUACACAGCUUGUAAACAGCGUUACGUCGCAUUUUUAGGACGAGCUUGACGCAAAGACUGAGCUUAUUGCUGCAAUCCCUGUUCCGAUGCUGUUUGACUACCAUCCGAACGAUCUUCACGCCGAUUAUUAUCUUAAAAUGCUGAAUGAUUUGUAUUACAGCAAACCGGACGUCCCAAAGCAUCUGCUGAACAAAGCUAUUGGGUUUGAAAUUCGGUUCAUGGAGGACGUUUAUUUUUCGUGGGGGGAUAGACUUAGAGUUAGAUGA
This is a messenger RNA of Bursaphelenchus xylophilus (pine wood nematode), 2465 nucleotides long. The record is from the annotation of a GenBank genome assembly. Lineage: Eukaryota; Metazoa; Nematoda; Chromadorea; Rhabditida; Aphelenchoididae.